This is a messenger RNA of Myodes glareolus (Bank vole), 4231 nucleotides long. It is a transcript of the gene Nf2, whose product is annotated as NF2, moesin-ezrin-radixin like (MERLIN) tumor suppressor. Gene Ontology annotation, molecular function: actin binding. The record is from RefSeq and is a predicted model, not a curated record. Lineage: Eukaryota; Metazoa; Chordata; Mammalia; Rodentia; Cricetidae. Gene Ontology annotation, cellular component: cytoskeleton.
CCUCUCCGAUUCGAGGGCCGGGUCCUCGCGGCCCAUGGUGGCCGCUGGGGACCCACGCAGCCUAGGUCUGUCUCGGGCCGGGCAGCCGGCCACCAUGGUGGCCCUGAGGCCUGUGCAGCUCCUCCAGGGGGGCUAAUAGACCCAGAGCUUAGGGGUGAGAGGGUCCCAGGCCAGAACCCUGCGCCAUGGCUGGAGCCAUCGCUUCCCGCAUGAGCUUCAGCUCACUCAAGAGGAAGCAGCCCAAGACAUUCACUGUGAGGAUCGUCACCAUGGACGCCGAGAUGGAGUUCAACUGCGAGAUGAAAUGGAAAGGGAAGGACCUGUUUGAUUUGGUGUGCCGGACACUGGGGCUUCGGGAAACCUGGUUUUUUGGACUGCAGUACACAAUCAAGGACACUGUGGCCUGGCUCAAAAUGGACAAGAAGGUGUUGGAUCAUGAUGUUUCGAAGGAAGAACCGGUUACCUUUCACUUCCUGGCCAAAUUUUAUCCUGAGAAUGCUGAGGAGGAGCUAGUUCAAGAGAUCACGCAACACUUAUUUUUCUUACAGGUGAAGAAACAGAUUUUGGAUGAAAAGAUCUACUGCCCUCCUGAGGCUUCAGUGCUCUUGGCUUCCUAUGCUGUCCAGGCCAAGUAUGGUGACUAUGACCCUUCUGUGCAUAAACGAGGAUUUUUAGCCCAAGAGGAAUUGCUUCCAAAAAGGGUGAUAAAUCUCUAUCAGAUGACUCCGGAAAUGUGGGAGGAGAGAAUUACUGCUUGGUACGCGGAGCACCGGGGCAGAGCCAGGGAUGAAGCUGAAAUGGAGUAUUUGAAGAUAGCGCAGGACCUGGAGAUGUACGGGGUGAACUACUUUGCAAUCCGGAAUAAAAAGGGCACAGAGUUGCUGCUUGGUGUGGAUGCUCUGGGGCUUCAUAUCUAUGAUCCUGAGAACAGGCUGACCCCCAAGAUCUCCUUCCCAUGGAAUGAAAUCCGAAACAUCUCCUACAGUGACAAGGAGUUUACUAUUAAGCCACUGGAUAAGAAAAUUGAUGUCUUCAAAUUUAACUCCUCGAAGCUUCGUGUUAAUAAGCUGAUUCUCCAGCUAUGUAUUGGGAACCAUGACCUAUUUAUGAGGAGAAGGAAGGCUGACUCUUUAGAAGUUCAGCAGAUGAAAGCCCAGGCCCGGGAGGAGAAGGCUAGGAAGCAGAUGGAGCGUCAGCGGCUAGCUCGAGAGAAGCAGAUGCGGGAGGAGGCUGAGCGCACGAGGGACGAGUUAGAGAGGAGGCUUCUGCAGAUGAAAGAAGAAGCGACAAUGGCCAAUGAAGCCCUGAUGCGGUCUGAGGAAACAGCUGACCUGUUGGCCGAAAAGGCACAGAUCACAGAGGAGGAGGCCAAACUUCUGGCACAAAAGGCUGCAGAGGCUGAACAAGAGAUGCAGCGAAUCAAGGCCACAGCCAUUCGGACGGAGGAGGAAAAGCGCCUGAUGGAGCAGAAGGUGCUGGAGGCUGAAGUGCUGGCACUGAAAAUGGCUGAGGAGUCAGAGAGGAGAGCCAAAGAGGCUGAUCAGUUAAAGCAAGACCUGCAGGAAGCCCGAGAAGCAGAACGAAGAGCCAAGCAGAAGCUCUUGGAAAUUGCCACCAAGCCUACAUAUCCACCCAUGAAUCCAAUCCCAGCGCCACUUCCUCCUGACAUACCGAGCUUCAACAUCAUUGGUGACAGUCUGUCAUUUGAUUUCAAGGAUACUGACAUGAAGCGACUUUCCAUGGAGAUAGAGAAAGAAAAAGUGGAGUACAUGGAGAAGAGCAAGCAUCUGCAAGAGCAGCUCAAUGAACUCAAGACGGAAAUCGAGGCCUUGAAACUCAAAGAGAGGGAGACAGCCUUGGAUAUCCUACACAAUGAGAACUCAGACAGGGGCGGCUCCAGUAGCAAGCACAAUACCAUUAAAAAGCCUCAAGCCCAAGGCAGAAGACCUAUCUGCAUUUGAGUCCUCAAACUCACUCUGCAAAGCGCCAAAUCCCGAGUGGCCUUCUUUGAAGAACUUUAGCAGUGACCCGGCCACCUCAGGAACUGCCACUUCUGCUGCUCCUGACAGCGACAGGAUGGGCCUGACCCCAUGGGAACCAUCAAUAGGGGCCUGGCUUGUUUGGGAACUCUCUGAGUAGAGGGCUCAGUCCUCUUCGUGUGCAGUUGGUUUUGAACUUUGGUCCUCUAGAGAUCUCUCAAGGUGUUUUAGUUCUCCUGGUCUGCAUCUUUCUCUUUGUUUUUUUUUUUCUCUCUCUCUUUUUUUUUUUUUUAGAAGUAAUUGUUGCUGUACAUGGAUGCCAUCCUUCCUACAUUCUAGGCACUGUGGUGUGAGUGUCCCAGUGCCUGCUGCUGACUCCAGAACCUGGUUUGGGAAGUGGCUUUAGGAUUCCAGUGUGGAGGCUGCCUAAAAUCUACCAUACUGGUGCUACCCACUGCCCCACUGGUUCCAAGAUGUGCCUCCCUCCACAGUGAGGACCUGACACAGUGCAGAAGCAUGGACAGACUGAGCUUAGAGCCAGCAAAGAUGGUUUGUUAGCCAGGCUCCCCUGAGACCGUGUUGUAGCUGUCUGAUGGCAGGAAGCAGGCUUACGAUAGAAGCUGUGAUGAAAGGCUGCUGGCUAGCUGAAGGACUGGGAGGCAAGUGGAGCCCCUGUGGGGAUCAUGACUCCCUUCAGGCUUGGUCACUUGCCCAUCAGUGACCACGGCCUCCAUUACCCCAUUCAGUACGUGAACCUCCAUCAUACUCUGCCCAGCUCUCUCUGAUACCUAGGCCCCAUCGCCCUUCUCUUCUGACAGAGGUGUCCACUCACAGUCAGCGGUCUCACAUGUUAACCCUAUGGGUUGCUCCAUGCUGGGCAGCAGGUGCACACCAUGUGGCUCAUACACUCCAUGGUUAGGGCUGCCUUCUUGUAAUGGGUGUCACUCCUGUGGCCAGUCAGGACCCUUAGGUCCUCACAAAGCAGAUGAUAUGCCUCAGUCCAUGAAAAGAUGUCUAUUAACUGAAGGCAGCUGAGUUGAGGGACUAGGAGCAAAAGUAUGCUCCACAAUACAAUUUGGUUUUGAGAAACUGAGGCACUCUACUCUGUUCCCACUGGCUAGCCACCCAUCUGGCCACUUUGCCAUAGUUAGGCACCCCUGAGUGUCACCCUAGCCUCCUUGGUACAAGGACUCUAGUCUGGAACCUAAGGCUGAGGGAAAGUCCUCCGGACUUGACAUGCUGGCAUUUGUCAAGUUUGCCAUGGCUCUAAUGUUGAGCUGUCUUUUGGACCUGAAGCCCAUCCCUGAAUUUCCUCCAGGAUUGACUUUCUUCCUCUCUGUGAAUUUAAUCUUUGACAAUGACUGUGGGCCACAGGACCAUGAUGCUUGUUUAUAAAAAUUAUGUCAGGCCUUGUUUUUUAAUUUACUGUUUGUAUCUCAAAUUUGGGGAAUGCAAAGCUACAUAACCACGUGGGAGCCCUGAUAUUUGAGCAGUGGCAGGUGUAACCAUUGCCUGGUGGAUGGGGCCCGAAAUCCACUCACUCAUGAGUACCUGAGCUUCCCUGGAGAGAGAUGCUAGGGUCCCCAGAGCAUCGCCAGCCCCGGUAGAGGAGGACUGAAAACAGUACCCAUUUUGAGCCUGUGGCUGAGUUUUUUGUGGUAGGCAGUUUUACAGUCAAGGAAGGACAUCUCUGAAGUCCAAGGGACAUGGCCAGCCCUGGCUGUUAGAUUUCUAGCUCGUGCAGAGGUACCGUGAUGCCGAAACAGUCACUGUUCAGUGCAGGACACUGAGGCCAUACCUCAGCCACAGCAGCACUCUGACCCGAGGUCACUGCUGAGUUCUUGUGUACUUGCCAGGCCUUGCUAAACAGCACCCGUGGAUGUACAUAGCACUACUUGAUUUACUCUUUUAUCAUCUUGUAGACAGAUUUCUCUUGCUCCCUCACUUUCAAAAAAGUUCAGAGGCUGCCAGCCAACAGCAGUGACUAACUGUCCUUGCCAGCAGGGCCAGAGACUCAAAGCCCCUGGGGCAAGCCCCUUCAUGAUGUGGGGCUGGGGUGUGCAGCCUCUCCCAGGUGCCUUGAGGCCAAGCCAGCGCCCACAGGCUUCCAUUCCUCUGUUCUCUUAUUAAACAGCUCUUCCUGUGAGGCCCAUAGCACUCCUGUGGGCCCAGAACAUGAAGCUGUUUUCUAUUUGGGGUGGGGGUGAUUGUAAUUUAAGUGAUUGUUUUAAUAAAAAUUCUAAGCUGCUAGA